AUGUUUGACCUUUUUCCUAUGCUCUUAUCUUCUGUCGCCUGUUAUCUGUUUCCUAUCUUUGCAUCUUACAAAGCGCUCAAGACACAUGAUCCCACCCAGCUGACGCCAUGGCUGAUGUACUGGGUGGUGCUCAGUUGCUGUCUUCUCGCUGAGUCUUGGGUUUGGUUUAUUGUGUCAUGGAUUCCGCUUUACGGUUAUUUCCGUUUACUCUUCCUCCUCUACCUUAUCCUCCCACAGACACAAGGCGCUCGGCGUCUAUACGAAGAAUAUGUCCAUCCUUAUCUUGAAAAGAACGAGACGCAGAUUGACGACUUCAUCGCAAGCGCACAUGAGCGCUUGACUGCUGCCGGAAUAUCUUACCUCAAGCUCGCUAUCGAGCAGUUCAAGGUCAAGGUCCUCGGUCUUCCACCAUCCGAACCCGAGUCGCCUCCUCCCGAGCCUGCGCAAGGCUAUACGCAGUCGCUUCUGUCACGAUUCAACGUCCCUGCCGCGCGAUGGGCUGGUAACAACAGCAGCGGCACCGACUUUUACAGCCUACUCUCCAGCGCCGUGGCAGCUGCUACCAACGCAGGUGCAGGUGGACAAUCAGCUGGUACGAGAACAAUUGGAGGUGAGCCCACAAACUCGGGCGCAUUGAUCCCACCGCAUCUUCGCGAGUCUGGGGCCAGAAUGGACUUCAUCUCGGCUCAGCGCGAUCGCCUAAAUGUCCUGAUCUCGGCACUUGAUCGGGAGGCCCAGGAUCUUCGUACCGAAGCCCAGCGUGCCCAGACAAGCACAGGCACUCGCCGAGACCCCAUGGCCUACGGAGGUUAUGAUAAUAAUGAGGAGGACGAACCUACCCAGCGACCACCUAGUGGACUAAGCGGAUGGAGUGGUAUUAGCAAGAGUCGCAGCGAGACCGAUUUCGAAAGGAUCGACGCAGAGACUAGUUCGGACGAAGACCAUCGCCAGGUGCGCCGAAGAAACCAGGGAGCUGGCACUAGAAAUGCAUCAGGCUCAUGGGUUCCUUGGGGAUGGGGCGGUGAUGCCGCAUCAGGUGGUGGAGCGAGCGCCUCCGGAAGGGAAAGAUAG
Fusarium mangiferae is the source of this 1071-nucleotide messenger RNA. RefSeq lists its product as uncharacterized. Bases 1 to 1071 code for a protein of 356 amino acids. The transcript has 3 exons. The record is from RefSeq and is a predicted model, not a curated record. Lineage: Eukaryota; Fungi; Ascomycota; Sordariomycetes; Hypocreales; Nectriaceae.